Messenger RNA from Cucurbita pepo subsp. pepo (vegetable marrow), 1199 nucleotides. RefSeq names its product ras-related protein Rab11A. The record is from RefSeq and is a predicted model, not a curated record. Gene Ontology annotation, molecular function: GTPase activity; GTP binding. NCBI's taxonomy places the organism in Eukaryota, Viridiplantae, Streptophyta, Magnoliopsida, Cucurbitales, Cucurbitaceae.
GAUGCCUUAGCUUUCACAUAACUCUGCUGUGAUUCAUCGGUGGGUAGCAUUUUUAAAGGGCUACUGAGAUCUGCCACUCUCUUUCUCCUUUCUGGAUCCAUUUCGAGCUUGUUCUUCAGUUCUUAGGGAGAAGGGUGUAGUGAGCUCAGAGUUGGAAAGAUGGCGAGCGGCGGUGGAUAUGGGGAUGCCAAUCAGAAGAUAGAUUAUGUGUUCAAAGUCGUGUUGAUCGGGGACUCUGCGGUGGGGAAAUCUCAGAUUUUGGCGCGGUUUGCCCGAAACGAGUUCAGCUUGGACUCCAAGGCCACUAUCGGCGUCGAGUUUCAGACUAGGACACUCGUUAUUCAGCAUAAGAGUGUUAAAGCUCAGAUCUGGGAUACUGCGGGCCAGGAAAGAUACAGAGCAGUUACAAGUGCAUAUUACAGAGGAGCUCUUGGGGCAAUGCUUGUCUACGAUAUUACGAAACGCCAAACCUUUGAUCACAUACCUCGGUGGCUCGAGGAGUUGCGGAGCCAUGCUGACAAGAACAUCGUUAUAAUCUUAAUAGGAAACAAAAGCGAUCUGGAAGACCAGCGCGCUGUCUCCACUGAGGACGCCAAGGAAUUCGCCGAGAAAGAAGGUUUGUUUUUCUUGGAGACCUCCGCACUGGAAUCAACAAACGUGGAGAGUGCCUUCAUGACUAUUCUAACUGAGAUCUUCAACAUCAUGAACAAAAAGAACUUGGCUGCUGGUGAAACUCAAGGCAAUGGCAACUCUGCAUCACUUGCCGGUGGUAAGAAGAUCAUAAUCCCGGGCCCAGCGCAAGAAAUCCCGGCUAAGAGCAAGAUGUGCUGUACUUCCACAUGAUUUGUUUGGAGUUAGGCUCAAAUGGGGCGAUCUAGGUUGGUGCAUUCCUUGAUUAUAGCAAUUUUUUUUUACUGGUGUGAUGUUUUUCUGAGGUCAUUUGUAUAUUUUGUUGUAUGCUUUAGUCUGCUAGAGUUAGCAGCUGGAGUUUAUAUAUACUUUGAAGGACGACAAAUGAGGCUCUCAUUUACCUUUUUUUUCAAAAUAGAAGCUGUCUUUAUUUACGGGAAUAUGAGAAAAUCUGAAGUUAACAUCAUGUGAUUGUGCGUACUAUAAAAACUUACUAUUUGUUGUCUUGAGAAGGUUGUUCUAAGGUUGGUUGACAUAUCAAUAAUAUGAAUCUACGAGUGCUUGGAACA